AGUGGAGGAUGAUGUUAAGCAACAUAUUUUUCCUGUGAGAUGAGGCUUUUUCUUAUGUCUUCCUCUCCAACCUCUGUUGCAGUUUGUUAAACAUCCAGCAGAGGUCAGCCAUGUCUCACAUCAACACCACCCAGCUACAGUCGCUCCUGCUCUCCUUCUUGCAGCACUGUCUCAACAGCACGAGUGUACUCUCGCCACUGAUACCUCAGAACUACACUACCCAGCAGGCUGUGCACCACACGAGUGGAGCCAGGGAUCACGCUCAGUCUCAGGGCAUCAUGUAUAUUCUUCUGGUGGUUGGCAUGUUCAGCUUCUUCACGUUCGGCAUCAUGCUCAGCUACAUUCGCUCCAAGAAGCUGGAGAACUCUCACGAUCCGUACCACCAGUACAUCGCCCAAGACUGGACCAAGGUGAUGACUCCAUCUAGGGCUGUGGCUCAGGCUCUGCACAGGGCAGCUGCAGAUAACGGAGCCAGCAGCAAGGAGCCGGUCAUCAUCUGCAACCCUGCAACAACUGGAGCAGCUGGCAGAUUAGAAUGAGAUGUUCAGUUUUUUUUU
Thunnus maccoyii (southern bluefin tuna) is the source of this 557-nucleotide messenger RNA. RefSeq names its product potassium voltage-gated channel subfamily E member 1. The transcript has a single exon. Gene Ontology annotation, cellular component: membrane. The coding region runs from base 111 to 539 and encodes 142 amino acids. Gene Ontology annotation, molecular function: transmembrane transporter binding; potassium channel regulator activity; voltage-gated potassium channel activity involved in ventricular cardiac muscle cell action potential repolarization. Gene Ontology annotation, biological process: negative regulation of delayed rectifier potassium channel activity; potassium ion export across plasma membrane; regulation of ventricular cardiac muscle cell membrane repolarization. NCBI's taxonomy places the organism in Eukaryota, Metazoa, Chordata, Actinopteri, Scombriformes, Scombridae. The record is from RefSeq and is a predicted model, not a curated record.